AUGCUUGGUGGAAAGCUUGAUAACAGCUGUCCGGUUGGUGCUUACUCCAUAUCUAGCGGGUAUAAUUCAACCCAUAUUUUGCUCAACCCAACACUGGAUUUGAUUGACCAGUUCAAAGCAAGGUACUCCUCCAGUUUGACAGUUUUUAGCACCCAAUGGUCUGUUGGUACUGUUACAUCUGUUUGUGCCAGGUUUUUUGUUCUUAAUGAGAGGCUAACCAUAAGAGAGAUCAUCGAUAGUACUCUGAAAAAUAUGGCUUUGGCGUAUUUCAGUAUUUUAUUAUCUCUUAGAGCAGUGUGUGAACCUCCCUUGAGGUUCACUAAUGCACAUGCUCUUAGAUUUGUCUUUUAG
Eruca vesicaria subsp. sativa (arugula) is the source of this 351-nucleotide messenger RNA. Lineage: Eukaryota; Viridiplantae; Streptophyta; Magnoliopsida; Brassicales; Brassicaceae. The record is from the annotation of a GenBank genome assembly.